AUGGCAACUAUCCAAGAUCAAGUCCCUCCUUCCCUCCACGAGCGCGCAGACGAGAUUCACAAACCCCCCACCCUCACAGGUGAUUUGCGAGAAGUUCGCCAACUUGUCUAGCUUCAUCGCAUGGACAGAUAUCCAAAGGCCAGGAAAAGCGAAAGCGCUUUCUGGAGGCCUUCGUGUUUCCUUGCUCAGACAUUCGAACAUUCCCUGAAGAAGACUCCACCUCGGGUCUCAAGACAUCACAAUAA
Hymenoscyphus albidus is the source of this 245-nucleotide messenger RNA. Lineage: Eukaryota; Fungi; Ascomycota; Leotiomycetes; Helotiales; Helotiaceae. The record is from the annotation of a GenBank genome assembly.